AUGGAGUCAAGACCUCGGUCCGUUUCUCCUGAGACAGGUUCGUCGAGCGAGGAUGAGGCAGACGACUGGAGCAGCCCGAAAAAUAUCGAAGCUGCUAAGGAAUACAAUCCACGGGGAUUAUCAGCCAUAGAAUUUGGCAUGGCACGUUCCAAAUUCUAUUACAAAUAUGGUCUUGUGGCCGGAUACCUUAAGAACUGCUGCGAUACUCAAGAGUUACGCCGGAUAGUCGAUUCGCUCAGUGACCUUUUCAAGCAGUAUGAUGAUAUCAGACAGGCCAGUUGGAAGUCAACCAUUAGCUGUCGUGACCUUUUCAAAUUUCUUAGAACGUGUGAGGGGAGUCCACGGCUGUGUGCUGCAAUUAAUUCAGAGGAGAUACCAUCAAUCGAGGCCUAUACGUCGGAUGAAUUUGAUUGCCUUGUUACCUGCAACAUACUCGUGAAGGUUAUCAACCGUGUCCCUGAACAUUUCGCCGAGGUCUAUGAAUACUCCCCUAUGCAAAAACAAUUUCUACCACUGUUUGAAGAUAUCCAUAGAGCCUAUGCGCUGCUUCGUACAUGGUACAAGCUUAAUGAAAAGCGCACAACAGGCCUAUGGGGUCCUAGAAAACCACAAAAUAAGCCAGCAAUAGCUAUCCACUACUUCGAUGAACUAGACGAUGCGUCGAUAAAUAACGUUAGAGCCAUUGAUACGAUGCUCAGUCGUGCGAGUAUGCCGCUUCUUCCGCUGCAACAGGCUGCGACAAUGCUAAAGGUCGACGUCUAUAAUCCAACUAUCUUCGCUGAUGAGCCUUCUGGGUUAGCUCUACUACGCCCUCAGCUGAUAGGGGUUGCGACGAUGUUACACCAGGAACGAAUUUCGUGGGAUAGACGCUCCAACGGGCAACCGACACGCCAGGCUUGCAUCCUUGCUGAUCAGAAAGGAAUCGGUGAGGGAGUUGAAGUGUACUCGCUUGUUUGGCUAUCAUAUACCCUUGGAAUUCAAUCAGAGGGCGAUGUCACACGCCCAAUAAAGCCAACGUUAAUAUGCAUCGAACCAGACGCGGUUCUGCGCUGGAGAGGCGAUUAUAUCCAAUAUUUUCAAUCCCACCUACGCGUCUUUUUCGUUAGCCCAUUCGUUAAAAAAGGAAAUGAUCCCUUCUCCCCAAUGGUCAGUAUUGGGUUUGAAGAAUUUUAUUUGGCCAUGACAGAUCCUGAAAAGUCUCCCCUAUUUCCUUCUCUCAGCGAUCGUGGGCGAACCGCCUUCAUUAUUACCCACAAGGCGCUGGAGGUAUAUAUAUAUGAAUCAAGGAUCGAACAUGAGAAACUUGAGAAAAGCAACCUCCAUAACGACGAUGGUAUCUUGUCUACCCAGGUCACAGACACUGAUGGGGUCGCGACAGAGGCUGAAGAUGCGGAACUACAGGCUGAGACGGCUAAAUUCGAUACAUUCUUCACCAAGUAUCAUUCCCCUUAUGCGGGAAGUUUUUACCGGAUAGUGGUCGAUGGAGCUCAUGUAUUAAGACUCCCGAAGUCCCGUGUUUCACGCGCUAUAAAACUCCUGGAUCCGGAUUUUACAUGGUUAAUGACUGCAACACCCCUACCAGAUGGGGCGAGAGAUUUUUAUGGCUAUAGCCUUCUUCUCUACAAUAAAGAGUGGGUUCUUGAUCUGCCAAAAGACUUCAUGGACGCAGAUACAAUACGAAAGUUUGAGUAUGCCAAAAGUUACGAAGAGCGACUUGAAUUGUUUAACCCACUAUAUAUUCAUCGCCUAUCCGUUAAUGGCCAGAUUGACGCUUCAGAUGCUGCAAGCCCAAUACCAGUCUUACUUAAGGAAUGUAUGAUUCGGAGAACCUGCGAUUCCGAACCCGACGUAGGGGAAAGAGGCCGAUCCAAGAAACGAUCCAAGAAACAAUCCAAGAGACGACCCAAGAAACAAAAGCGGGAGUACGAUAUGCGUGAAAUAUUGCUCAUCAAAGGAGAAUGA
This is a messenger RNA of Arthroderma uncinatum, 1962 nucleotides long. RefSeq lists its product as uncharacterized. The transcript has a single exon. The coding region runs from base 1 to 1962 and encodes 653 amino acids. NCBI's taxonomy places the organism in Eukaryota, Fungi, Ascomycota, Eurotiomycetes, Onygenales, Arthrodermataceae. The record is from RefSeq and is a predicted model, not a curated record. Gene Ontology annotation, molecular function: ATP-dependent chromatin remodeler activity; ATP binding.